Messenger RNA from Funneliformis mosseae, 120 nucleotides. NCBI's taxonomy places the organism in Eukaryota, Fungi, Glomeromycota, Glomeromycetes, Glomerales, Glomeraceae. The record is from the annotation of a GenBank genome assembly.
AAUACUCUAGAAAUACUGGAAAAUUCUAGAGUAAAAAAUGAACAUGCUACGACUCAAAAAACAAGCAGUACUUGUAGUGCCAUUACUUUCGCCAGUGACUCUGAAGACAUCUUUAGUUAG